Messenger RNA from Gadus macrocephalus (Pacific cod), 1141 nucleotides. RefSeq names its product chromatin accessibility complex subunit 1 (gene chrac1). NCBI's taxonomy places the organism in Eukaryota, Metazoa, Chordata, Actinopteri, Gadiformes, Gadidae. The transcript has 3 exons. Bases 79 to 441 code for a protein of 120 amino acids. The record is from RefSeq and is a predicted model, not a curated record. Gene Ontology annotation, cellular component: nucleus; CHRAC. Gene Ontology annotation, molecular function: protein heterodimerization activity.
ACAUCCCCUACUUCCGUUUCACCGUUUAUCCGCGCUCUGGACGCACUGGGUCGGCAUUGUAAGCAAACUACUGUAUCCAUGAAGAUGUCUGCAAACACGGCAGACAAAGAUAAUAAUGUCUCCACAAACAAAAACAUCUCUCUCCCAAUCUCAAGAGUACGGCUGAUCAUGAAAAGUUCUCCCGACGUCUCUAACAUCAACCAGGAGGCGCUCUUUCUCACCACGAAGGCAACAGAGCUGUUUGUCCAGUACCUGGCUGUGUCCUCGUUCAACAAUGGAUCUGGCAAAGGGUCGAAGUCGCUCUCAUACAGUGACCUGGCCAGCACUGCAGAGGAGAAGGACACGUUUCACUUCCUCACUGAUAUCCUACCAAAGAAGAUUUUGGCUGGGGAUUAUCUCAAGACCUUGGAGCAAAUCGAAGACGAGGAAGCAGACAUCUGACAUUUUCUUCAGGGCAUUUUGCAUCGGAUGAUGUCAAAACGUGUAUCUAUAGGUCGCCAUCCAGUGAGAAUGAACGUAGAUGAGGGAACUUCUGUUGACGAGGGGGAAACAAGAGCUAAUUCGGGUGAAUUUUAAAUCAAGUCCGGAAUUCUCCUGAAGAACUCUUGCAGAUGAAUUUCAUGCAAGUUUCUAUCGAUAAAUUAAGCAGCUAUAUAUCCUGGAGUGGGAAUGACACUCCUUAUUUAUUUCAAAAUAGGCCUCCAGACAACAGUCACAAUCACAGUUAGAAAUCUUAAGUGUGGUAUCUAAUCUAAUAUUGUGUUUGUAAAGAUUAAACAACGCAAGCAUGCAGUCAAUGCAAUACCAUUGGAUGUGAAUAUAUGUGCUAGUUUGCGAUGGUAUACUUUUUACUUUGAUUAUUGGGACCAGGUUUGUUUCAUACACUAGACUAGAGGAUUUUCUCCCCAGAGUGGUCCUUUUAAUUUAGUUUUGUUGUUUUAUUUGGAAUAUGUCAAGAUGAGGAAGAGAUGUAACCAAAGUUAGCCAAAAAUUGUUUUUUUUCAUUCCAACUACAAAGCAAGAUUUUUGAUCUCAAUACAGUAAUGUGUACACUUCGAUUGGCCUUUGAUAUGUUGAGCAUAACAUUGAGUAUGCUUAUAUGUUGUAUAUGUUUUGAUAUAGAUAAAAAAAAAAAAGUUUU